Molecule: messenger RNA, 1335 nt
Organism: Phialemonium atrogriseum
Lineage: Eukaryota; Fungi; Ascomycota; Sordariomycetes; Cephalothecales; Cephalothecaceae
Exons: 3
Source: RefSeq, a predicted model, not a curated record
UUGGGACCCAAGCUCUGCCGGCGGUUCUAUGAGCCUAUCGUGCUGCUUGCCGGCUUGAAUAAGGCAGUUCCCCAUAGCACACCGGUGGCUACAGCCACACGAAUUGAAGUCACGCAAGGCCCAGAGCAAUCGUUCCAUUGCUUUAUCAACAAACUUUCCCAGGUGUGCGACAACAUUCGGGGUGGGCCUACCGUAACCUCCUUCACUGUGCUGCAAGAGCCGGACAAGGUGGUCUACGUCUUUGCCUCAAACCGUAGAAAGCAAGAUGAGCUUGACGUGACCAAAGAGUUCAUUAUUUCCAUACUACAGCAAUUAGGCGAGGCGUCUAUUGAGACAGAGGGCAAAACUCGAGAGGCAUUCACGACUCUUCUUUACCCCAUCUUGGCCUUCAAUCGACUGCGGAUUGAAUUUUACGUUGACAAGCUCUCCAAGGAGCUUGAGAAGUGCAAACAAGUGUGUCAUCGGGGAACAUCACAAGACGACCCGUCCUUGUUGGAUUCUCUCCAACAACUGGGCGAUAUCGCUUCCUACCACACACGGUCGGACUUGAGUGAUGGAGAAUUUGUUCGGUCGAGCGAGACGCUCCUCACGGCCAUCAACCAUCUUUACGAGUCGUGGCUUGGCAACGUCAUUAGAGACAGGGCCAAGGAAGGUAGGAUGGACAUGGUCGAGUGUUGGGUUGGACUUCGUCACUAUGCCGGCCGGCUGCUGUCUCUGUAUUUUGCCGCCCAAGAUCUCUUGUACGCACGUCGUGCGUGGCCGGAGCUGUUCCUGGAUUUCGAAGUCAAAACCAUACCAUCCAGCGAGGCGGCCGCCAACCCGAUGAAGAAAAAGUCCGCCUCCGCAAAUGAGCUCAUUGGUCGUAUCAUGAGUGAUCCCGACGAAAUCGAGAGAUAUCGAGAGCUUGCCCGUGAGUUACAGAAGUGUAAUCUGGACGAGCUUAUCCGACAACAGUGCACGAGGACCACCUUCAAACCAAUCGCUCACGCCGAAGUUCUGGUACUCAACUGGCUCAAGACCAACGGCUACACCCGCCCAGAUCGCUUCUUCGAAGGUUGGAAAUAUAUCGGAGCGAGCAAGCCCACCUGCCGCCUAUGCUCGUACUACUUCCACGCCAACUCGGAUGGCAUCCAAUGCCGGCCGUCACACGGGAAUCUCUACCCCAACUGGAGAGUCUGCGACGUUUACCGAGACCAGGGAGACAGGGCAACCGUGGACAGGGAAAAAGUACUUAACGGCAUCCUCGAACGGAUACGCGACGAUGCGUGUCGCACGCUUCGUGAAAAGACCUCGGACGGGAAAAGAUAUGACUCCAACACAUACUCGGCCCGACUG